UUCUUUAUUCCCCUUCCAAUUCUUUCAUCCUCAAAAACUACAACGUGCAGAAUGACAAGCCUUGCAGGCAGCUGUGUAAGCCAAACAUAUAGCACUUCACUUCAUAUAAGAUACGUUUAAGAGACAUGAAAACUUGAAAAAACGAGCAAACUCGGCUCUUAUAGUAUAUUUGUAACAACACUUUUGAAAUAAAACUUCAAAUAUAUAGAAUGAGUUUAAUUAAGCAAAUGACCUAUGAUCAAACCAUCAAAUACAAAUUAUUAAGACAUACGUAUACAAUACCGUACAAAUAACAAACCAUAUUAAUUCAGAUAAAAGAUUGAACAACUUGACAGCACGCGACCGGUACGUACUGCAUGUGAACAUAUUUAAGGACUAGUGGCUGACGGUGGUGGGGAGAGAAAUGGGAUGGAGGGAAUUGUAGUAGGGAUCCCUGAGGGGAAGUUUGGCAAUGGAGGCAAUGUAACCUUAGGGAUAGUUGGCAUAGUGGGGAAACUUGGCAGUGGAGGCAGCUGUGUUGUAGGUUUAGGCAGCGAUGGCUGGUUGGUUGGCAAGUUUGGUAAAGUGGGUUGUGGCAGUGUUGGGAGAGGAGGUAAAGGUGGUAGUGUUGAAGCAGGUUUAGGCAACGUCGGUACAGCCGUCUGCAAAAGAUUACGCCCCGCUACGGUGACAUGGAUGCUGGAUGAGCACAAGAUAACGAAGAUAGCUAGGAAGCAGUACUUGCAAGAGGCCAUUGGUUCAAGCUAUAGCUCUCUCAAAAAGAUUUGGAAGUAAUUCUAAUGAGUAUGAUUUGAAUUUGGAUAAU
Molecule: messenger RNA, 805 nt
Organism: Prunus persica (peach)
Lineage: Eukaryota; Viridiplantae; Streptophyta; Magnoliopsida; Rosales; Rosaceae
Product: PE-PGRS family protein PE_PGRS47
Exons: 1
Coding region: 409-774 (121 amino acids)
Source: RefSeq, a predicted model, not a curated record